GCCGGGAGCAGCGCAGCCCCGGGCGUUCCGGCCGCGGGCUCUGGCCAUGGAGGCAGGUCCCCACAGGAAGGAGGGCGGCAGCCCUGCAGGCGCGGAGAACCCACAGAGCCCCGUACCCCCGGAGCCUCUCGCAGCUCCUGAAGACCCCUGGAGCCCAGAGCACCCUGAGCACCCAGCGCUCCCGCCGCUCCCGCGCCGCCCGCAGCCCCUGGAUGAGGACAGAGUGUCCUGCGAGGACGGGGCCACAGCGGCCCCAGAGGGCAGCGAGCCUGUCUCCGAGGACCCCACACCCGGCUCCGCGACGGCGACGCUCCCAGCCCCAGUGCAGGAGAUAGGCGAGGCCAGGCCAGGGCCCAAGGCAGCGCCCAGCGGCGUCCCCCAGAUAGGCUUCGUGGAGGAGCCCCCGCCCUACGCGCCACCUGACCCCAAGGCGGUGCACCUGCUCUACCCGCCCUUCCCGCAGGUGCCCAUGCUCUUCCAGCCCGCGCCCGCCGCCUCCGCGCUCUACCCGCCGCCCAGCCCGCUCUAUCCCGCCGCGCCAGGCCCAGGCCCGCCGCUCCGCCUGCUGCCACCGGGGCCGCCUUCCCCUUCCCGAUGUACAACAGCCCCAUGGCCGGUCUGCCACAGCCCACCUCAGUGGAGCACAGGCCCCUGCCCAAGGACUACAUGAUGGAGUCGGUGCUAGCGACCCUCUUCUGCUGCCUGCUCACCGGGCUGAUUGCAAUCGUCUACUCCCACGAGACCCGUGCAGCCCUGGGCAGGGGCGACCUGGCCCAGGCCGAGGUGGCCUCACGGAAGGCUCGCUCGCUGGUGCUCUUCAGCCUGCUCUUCGGGGUCUUCGUGUCCACCAGCUGGGUCAUCUACGUGGUGGUGGCUCUCUAUCUGCCCUGAGGCAGUGGCGCCUGUGGGGAUACAGGAACAUCCAGGGUAACCAGCCUGACCUGACCUUCUGUGGACUCUGACCCCUACCAGUGGCCACCUGUCCCCUACAGAGGGGACCCAGAAGUGGGCUUUGCAGUCUCAGCUGACUCAUGGCGGGGCCUUGGGCAUGUCCUGUUCUGACAUGGCCCCAGAGCCCUGCUUCCUGGGCGCCUCCUCCGAGGUCUUCCUGGUACUCCUGCCUUCUCCCCCGGGAGACCGUGAGAGGGACAAAAGCCCCGGCUUGGUCGGAGCCACUGAAGGACACCGCAGCCUCUGCCUCCCCACCACUGCCCUCCCCGUGGAGAGUACAGAGAAGCUGCCCCUGCUGGCUCCCGGCUGGCUCCCGCCCCCC
Tupaia belangeri chinensis (Chinese tree shrew) is the source of this 1273-nucleotide messenger RNA. It is a transcript of the gene PRRT1B, whose product is annotated as proline rich transmembrane protein 1B. The record is from RefSeq and is a predicted model, not a curated record. NCBI's taxonomy places the organism in Eukaryota, Metazoa, Chordata, Mammalia, Scandentia, Tupaiidae. Gene Ontology annotation, cellular component: membrane.